This is a messenger RNA of Mytilus trossulus (common blue mussel), 1665 nucleotides long. Its product is annotated as FMRFamide receptor-like. Gene Ontology annotation, cellular component: membrane. The record is from RefSeq and is a predicted model, not a curated record. Gene Ontology annotation, molecular function: G protein-coupled receptor activity. Gene Ontology annotation, biological process: G protein-coupled receptor signaling pathway. Lineage: Eukaryota; Metazoa; Mollusca; Bivalvia; Mytilida; Mytilidae. The coding region runs from base 278 to 1357 and encodes 359 amino acids. The transcript is spliced from 4 exons.
GUCUGAGAUGAAAAUUAAAGAGAAAGCCAAAUAAAUGAUCUUGCAAAAGGAUUUAAUUUUAGUUUUUAUAUAUUACUUUUGAUGUUAAGGAAUGGAACAAUCUUUUGCAGGGAUUUUCGGAAAUUAAUUUCAAAAGUUGGCUUCCAUAUCAUACAGAGAAGUUUUUCAGUGCUUGAACACAAAAUGAGGGACAUGUCUAUGCAUACCAGAUGAUUUUGAUGACAAGUAACAGAUAUUGACGAGUUAUAAUAUGAGGAGACAUUGACAACUCACAGCAAUGGGAUGUCAAAACUGUGUAGUGGCCAAUCAACCUGAACAGCCAAUUGAGUUCAAGGAAUUUUAUUAUCAAGCCCGAUUUGUGACAGGGUUGAUAUUCUUUCCAACCGUAUGUGUUUUAGGUAUGAUUGGGAAUAUACUCGGAAUAAUCGUUAUGUGUCAAAAGCAAAUGCGUUCAUCUACAAAUAUAUAUCUUCUUUCAUUGGCGAUAUCUGAUUGCAUUAAAAUUCUCAGUGAUGUUCUCUACUUUCUUGUUAUACUACUUUCAGAAGUAGAUCCGUCAACCGGAAAUAAAGCCUUAGGAUUUGUAUAUCCUUACGCUCAUUAUAUUUUUAAUGCAUCAUUGUGUGUUUCUGCCUGGUUAACCGUAUCGGUUGCUUUCGAACGAUACAUAUAUGUGUGUCAUCCGACUAGAGUCAAACGAUUGUGUUCAAUAUCACGUGCCAAAACGAUAUCGACAACAGUUUUUGUGAUAAUGAUGGUAUUUUCUGUUCCAUACGCUAUGCGAUAUAAAACUAUAGAAGUUUUACAAAACACGACGCAGAGUAUUAGUUACGAUCUUCAUCUAACAGAUUUAUGGGCAAAUGAAACGUUUGCAAAAACAUUUAAUUGGUUACAUUACUUUGUACGUUCCAUCAUUCCUUUAUUCCUACUCAUUAUUCUUAAUACUUGCAUUUUAUACGGAAUACGACGGUGUAGACUUGGUCGUCGGAAACACCGAAUAACUGUGAUGUUAAUUGUUAUAAUUAUAGUAUUCCUUAUUUGUAUAGUUCCAGAUGCCAUCAUGUCUACGUGUCUUGGACUUGGAUAUUAUGAGGAAAAUUAUUUAGCUCGUGGUAUACGUGAAAUCACAGAUUUGUUAUUGUUAAUAAAUACCGGUGUUAAUUUUAUUAUUUAUUGCAUAUUUAACACAAUUUUUUGGAGAAACUUUCAGGAAUUAUUCUGUCCAUGUUGUAUUACUCCAGGAUUUUAUAUAGAAGAUAGUAACGUUCGACGUCUGUCACUGAUUGCUAGAGGUUCUUUGAGAAUGAAUGGAAAUCGACGCAGUAUUAAUGAUGAUAAACUGUUAACGGAAGUGUGAUUGUUAUUCGUGUACUAAUGUUGAUAAAGUGUUCCCGGAAAUGUGAUUGUUAUUUAUGUACUAAUGAUGAUUAACUGAUAGCGGAAGUGUGAUUGUUAUUUAUGUACCAAUGAUGGUUAACUAUUAACGGAAGUGUGAUUAAUAUGUAUGUACCAAUGGGGAUAAACUGUUAACGGAGGUGUGACUGUUAUUUAUGUACGUGAUAUUUUUUAUACAAAGAUAUAUUUUUGAAUGGAGUUGAUCGACUUUAAGUUUUGUGCUUAUUUUCAUGUGGUUAACAUUAAUAUAACAUUUUACGUUACGUGUAA